AUGAACAGCAAGGCGGCACAGGAACGGCAGCAGCGCAUCCUGCUCGACCUCGUUCGACAGCCGGGCAACGAUGUUUGCGCCGAUUGCAAGGGUCGCGCGCCGCGAUGGGCAAGCUGGAACCUGGGCAUCUUCAUCUGCGUGCAGUGCGCCGGCGUACACCGCAAGAUGGGCGUGCACAUCUCCAAGGUCAAGUCGAUCACCCUCGACACGUGGACGCGCGAGCAGGUGGACCGCAUGAAGGAGAUGGGCAACCUCAAGAGCAACCGCAUCUUUAACCCCGACGAGAUGCGCAAUCGACCGCCCACUAACAUGGAGGAGAGCGAACGCGAUAGCGAGCUCGAAAAGUACAUCCGCCGCAAGUACGAGUUUCGCAGGUUCAUGGAGGGUCGUCCGCCGCCAGUGCCCACCAAGGACGCCACCUUCUUGACCUCGCCGCCUGCAUCGUCCGGGCGGUCAAGAUCGCCAGUUCCGGGCGUGUCGGAACAGCGCAAUCUGGCGCAGGGCAGCAGUAUAGCACGAUCGCGCACGGCCCCGAUCCCAUCGACGUGGAGUGAGGCUCAAAGAAGAGUGGGUGCAAAUGCGCCGCCACUUCCGCCGAGCACCAAGGCGUUUGCACUCCCAACGGCCGCAGCCUCUUCCCAGCCCACGCUGCAGCUCCCGAGCGGAGUUGUGCCACAACGCACAUCGAGCGCGCUCGACGGCCGCAACGGCAGCAGCAGCGCUGCCUCGCGGCCGGCGGGUGGAGCGAGUGCGCAAUCGAACGUCUUUGACGAUCUCAUCUCGCUGGGCGAGCCGUCCUCAACGCCGACUACGCAGCAGCCUGCACUGCAGAUGAAUCCAUGGGCGGCGAUGCAGGCCCAGCAGCAAGCGGUCCUGAGCGCUCCGGCUAUUCAGGAACCUUCUGGCAACUUUUGGUCUGCUUCCAGCAGCGGUGGUGGAGCAUCGCCUGCAUCGCCGUUUGGAGUAAGUCCUUCCGGAGGCACGUCGUUGGGUGCCAUGCGGGCUAUGCCACAGCAUGCUAGUACGCUGCCGGUGGCGACGCAGCCGCAGGGCCUGGGUGGCGUUUCUCCCGGCAUGCUGAGUCCCGGAGGAAUGUUUCCGCAGUACCAGCAGCAGCGCAGUGCGAGUUUGGGCAGCAUGGCAUUCUCGACCUCGCCCAUCGCCUCGCCUGGGUAUGCGUCGAGCAACCCGUUCAACACGAUGCAGUAUGCCUCGACGGUUCCGCAGCAACAAUCGCAACAACUGGGACAGGCUGCAUUUGGACAACAGACGAUGGCGGCGCCAUUUUACGGCCAACAGGUACAACAGCAAGCGCAACCGCAACAGCAAGGUCAAUUCGGACAGUUUCACUCGUCGAUGAUGCCGAACGCAUAUGGACAGUCGCAGCAGCAACCGUUCAUGCAGCAAAAUACCCAGCACUCGACGCAGUUCGGCAACAUGUGGUAG
Messenger RNA from Moesziomyces aphidis, 1446 nucleotides. NCBI's taxonomy places the organism in Eukaryota, Fungi, Basidiomycota, Ustilaginomycetes, Ustilaginales, Ustilaginaceae. The record is from the annotation of a GenBank genome assembly.